AUGGCUAAUUCUCCUCACGGUGGUGUUCUUAAAGAUUUACAUAUUCGAGAUGCUCAUAAACAUGAUGAAUUGCUUCUUGAAUCUGAAACUUUACCUUCUAUCGUAUUGACAGACCGUCAAUUAUGCGAUUUGGAACUUAUCAUGAAUGGAGGAUUCUCUCCUUUAGAAGGAUUUAUGAACCAAUCUGAUUACCAAAGGGUUCUAAACGAACUUCGACUAACAAAUGGUUGUCUAUUUUCAAUGCCUAUCACUUUGGAUGUUUCUGAAUUUGAUAUCAAAGCAUUGGAUCUUGCUCCAAAUAAACGUGUAUUAUUACGUGAUCCUCGUGAUGAUUCAAGAUUAGCUAUUCUAACUGUUCAAGAUAUUUAUCGACCAAAUAAAAUUGAAGAAGCAACAAAAGUUUUUGGUGAUAAUGAUCUUGCACAUCCUAGCGUAAAAUACCUUCAUAAUCAUGUUAAAGAAUACUAUGUUGGCGGGAGUGUUGAAGCGAUUAAAGCUCCUAUCCAUUAUGACUAUAUAGCUCAUAGAUAUACACCAACCGAACUUAGAGCUCAUUUCAAAAAACUUAAUUGGACACGCGUUGUAGCUUUUCAAACUCGAAAUCCAAUGCAUCGAGCUCAUCGUGAAUUAACUGUUAGAGCUGCUAGAAUUCGACAAGCAAAUGUUCUUCUUCAUCCUGUAGUUGGUUUAACAAAACCUGGUGAUAUUGAUCAUUACACGAGAGUUCGCGUAUAUCAAGCUUUAAUGCCAAAAUAUCCUAAUGGAAUGGCUACUCUUGGUUUAUUACCUUUAGCUAUGAGAAUGGGUGGUCCAAGAGAAGCUCUUUGGCAUGCAAUUAUUAGAAAAAAUUUUGGUGCUUCGCAUUUCAUUAUUGGUAGAGAUCAUGCUGGUCCUGGAAAGAAUUCAAAAGGUGUUGAUUUUUAUGGUCCUUAUGAUGCACAGGCAUUAGUUGGAAAAUAUAAGGAUGAAUUACAAAUUGAAGUUGUACCAUUUCAAAUGAUGACUUAUAUUCCUGAAUCUGAUGAAUAUAUGCCUAUCGAUGAAAUACCGAAAGGUACUCAAACAUUAAAUAUCUCGGGCACUGAAUUACGAAGACGUCUUAGAGGUGGCCUUCAUAUUCCAGAAUGGUUUUCUUAUCCUGAAGUUGUAAAAGUACUUCGAGAUACACAUCCUCCAAAAUCAAAGCAAGGCUUUACCUUAUUCCUUACUGGUUAUUAUAAUUCCGGUAAAGAUUUGAUUGCUAAAGCUUUACAAGUUAUACUUAAUGAACAAGGUGGAAGAACUGUUAGUUUGUUAUUGGGCGAAAUCGUACGUAGUGAACUUUCAUCUGAAUUGGGUUUUACAAAGAAAGCUCGAGAUCAAAAUAUUGCCCGUAUAGGGUUUGUCUCGGCUGAACUUACAAAAGCCGGUGCUGCUGUUAUUGCUGCACCAAUCGCUCCGUAUGCAGAUGCACGAGCUCAUGUAAAGCAAGCAAUAGAACAAUAUGGUGGAUUCUAUUUGAUUCAUGUUAAUUCACCUCUAGAAUUUUGUAUUUCAACUGAUAGAAAAGGUGUCUACAAGAAAGCACAAGCUGGUGAAAUUAAAGGUUUUACAGGCAUUGAUGACCCAUAUGAAGCACCAACUGAUGCGGAUAUUGUAGUUGAUCCAAGUAAACAAAGCAUUAGUGAGAUUUGUCAUCAAAUCAUCUUGUUACUCGAAAAGUUCAAAAAAGUACUCACGAAGGCGGUUCUCACGAAGGCAGCAAGAAACCGAGUCAGCAAAAAUUAUUAUUCAAUUAUACAAAGUUCAUCAAAGCAAUUACGGAAAACUAUGCAAACUUUGGCAUACUUUUUGGAUGAGCAAGAAAAACUUCAAAAAAUUAUGAAUCAAAUGUUAACAGUAUUAAAUAACACACCCCAAGGAUCUCUCAAAGAAGAACUUGAACAUUUACGUUAUAGGGUAGAACUUGAACGUGUUAUGAGCCUGGAAGCCAAAUUUACAAGAAAGCAACUUGCGAAAGUUGCUAUUGAUUUACCGAGAAUGUCUAAAAGUAAAAGGAUAUUUGGUAAUGAAAACUAUACUAUGAUUUUUACAAUUAAUAUCGCUGACGACUCAUUAGAAAUGCGAUACAUGUAUAAAGAGAAUGUUAAAACUGCAUCACAAUUCUCAGAUGUAACAAUGUUAUCACAGGACUCAACAAUAUCAACUGUUUUAUCACAACAUUCUUCUUUGUUAAAAAGAAGCCCUAUCGUGUUAGAAGACGAAGAAUUUUUAUUUUUUAUGUAUUCCUACAUUACAACAAAACAACAAAUUAAUAUGGAAUGGGCAAUCGUUUACUCGAUUUUCAAUCAAUUUAAUUUGCUUUCUAAGCAUAUUGAAAGUCAAAAUUUUGAAUAUGAAGAUGCUAAAAAUAAAGAAAUAAGCAAAUUGAUCAAGAAUUCUAUGUCAACUGAAGGAGUAGAGAGAGCUGAAACAGCUCGUUUGAAAAGAGUUUUUGACCUGGUAGAUUAUGUAAGAAAAACAAUAGAAAAAGAUCAGAUCGAUCUAGAAACUUUUCUUGAAAAAAUUAGGCCUUUAAAUUUUACUUUUAAUUAUCUGAAAGAAGUAGAACCUGAAGAAUUUAGAAAUCUUGUCAAUUUAGUAUUGGAAAAAAUAAAGAAUUAA
This is a messenger RNA of Dentiscutata erythropus, 2643 nucleotides long. The record is from the annotation of a GenBank genome assembly. Lineage: Eukaryota; Fungi; Glomeromycota; Glomeromycetes; Diversisporales; Gigasporaceae.